Messenger RNA from Apus apus (common swift), 2998 nucleotides. RefSeq names its product cytosolic 5'-nucleotidase 1A-like. Gene Ontology annotation, molecular function: magnesium ion binding; 5'-nucleotidase activity; nucleotide binding. Gene Ontology annotation, biological process: adenosine metabolic process; nucleotide metabolic process. The transcript is spliced from 7 exons. Bases 139 to 1086 code for a protein of 315 amino acids. The record is from RefSeq and is a predicted model, not a curated record. Lineage: Eukaryota; Metazoa; Chordata; Aves; Apodiformes; Apodidae. Gene Ontology annotation, cellular component: cytosol; cytoplasm.
CCCGCCAGCCCGCGCGGCCGCCCGCAGCUCCCAGCCCCGCCGGACGGGGAAAUACAAGCGGCAGCGGCUGAGGGAGGGCGCGGGUGCCGGCGCUGGACGGGCUGCGCCGGGGAGCAGCGCUGCGGCUGAAAGUUGAAGAUGGCAGAGCCUGAAAGCACAGUCAUAAACACAGACGUGGAACAGAAAGACCCUAGUGAGGCACUGGUCAUUGCAGUGACCACCAGAGCCAUCUUCAACCUGGAAAAGGAGCACAAGCUUUACUUGGAGAAGGGCAAGGAGGAGUACACAAGGCACCAGCAGGCCAACCAGGACACACCCCUGUCACCAGGCACAGCUUUUGCCUUCAUCCAGGCAGCGCAGUAUGUGAAUGAGAAGAUCCUGGAGAGGAGCCCAGUGGAGAAGGACCUCUUUGACAUCCUGGUGCUCUCCAACAACAGCCCAGAGAGCGGCAUGCGCAUCAUCAACAGCACCAAGCACUACGGCUUGAAGAUCUCCAAGUUCUGCUUUGUCAGCAAUGAGGACUCCACGCAGUACCUGAAGUCCCACAAUGUCAAGCUCUUCCUUUCAGCUGACAGGACAGAUGUCUGCAAUGCCCUCCGGAGAGGAGUCUCAGCAGCACUCGUCUUCCAGCAGGAGGUGGAGGCCCCCAGCACCCCACUCCGUGUGGUGUUCGACGGGGACGCCGUGCUCUUCUCCGAUGAGACAGACCAGGUCUUCCAGAAGCAGGGGCUGGAAGGGGCAGUGCAGUACGAGCAGGCAAUGGAGGCUGUGCCCAUGGGAGAGGGUCCCUUGAAGGCUUUUGCCAUGCACCUUGGGAAGAUGCGCAAGAAGUUCAGCCAGGAGGAAUCCCCCAUCCGCACCUACCUGGUGACCGCCCGCAGCGGCCGGGACAUGGGCAUCCGAGCCAUCAAGACGCUCCGGGAAUGGGGUCUGGCCAUUGAUGAGGCUUUUUUCAUGGAUGGAGCUCCCAAGGGCCCCAUCCUUGCCCAGAUCCAGCCCCACAUUUUCUUUGACGACAGCCUUCAUAACAUCCAGGGAGCUCAAGACAUGGGUGUACCCUCUGCCUGGGUCCCUUCCUGCUGCUGAUGGGCUGUAGGCCAGCAGACCUUUCUCCCAGCAGCACAGAGGACUGGGACAUUUGAAGGCCAACCUUCUAUUGGGGAGGGAAGGAUUUCCUGACCUGCAGCAAGCAAAUUUCCCCUUCAGGAAAAGUAGGAAAGGCACUGCAUGAGAGCACAGACUACCAGGCAAGACUUGAUGCUCAUUUCUGCUCCUAAUACACAGUCUCACAGGUCUUAGGAUAAAGCCAAAAAAUGCAGCUACUCCAGAAAGAAAGGACAUCUUUGCUGUGGCAUUGAGGGCCAUUGCCUACAUACCCAGUGGGACCCAGGGACUUUUCUGCAGAGAAACAAAUGAAGCUAUUGCUCCACACAUGAGCUGAAGUAUGAAACCAAGCACUAAAAAUGUUAGCUUUGGCUGUGCUCAGACAGUCUCCAAGAUCUAUUCCCAGGACCUCUGUCCAAAGGAAGCCCUUAAGACCUUACCUCAGCAGACACAUUCAGCUUGGUUUCCUGAGGAGACUGAUGCGCUAGCAAGUCAUUCAGGCAGCUCCAACCAAACUCAGCAGAGGGAGAAAGACUUCAAAGUUGUAGAAAACCUACAAGCGUUUUAGAAAUGGGUAACCAGGUUGAAGAAAGAAAGCACAAGCAGUUUCCCCUUGCAGAAGAUAAUAUAGCACAAGUCACCUUUCUUUAGGAAUGCAGACUGCUCACAAAGUAUCCUUAGGAGACCCAGACCUGUAAGACACUCAGCCCCUGGAGCUGCAAGACAUGGGCUGCAACCCAGGUCCAUCCAGCAGACAGAGCUACCAUGUAGCUCUGAUCACAGAAUGACAGAAUCUCAGGGGUUGGAAGGGACCUCGAAAGAUCAUCUAGUCCAACCCCCCUGCCAGAGCAGGGCCACCUAGACUACAUCACACAAGAACUUGUCCAGGCGGGUUUUGAAUGUCCCCAGCAGAGGAGACUCCACAACCUCUCUGGGCAGCCUGUUCCAGUGCUCUGUCACUCUCACAGUAAAGAAGUUCUUCCUGAUACUGACGUGGAACCUCCUAUGGUCCAGUUUGCACCCAUUGUCCCUUGUCCUAUCACUGGACAUCACUGAAAAAAGCCUGGCUCCAUCCUCCUGACACUCACCCUUAAUGUAUUUGUAAACAUUGAUGAGGUUUCCCCCUCAGUCUCCUCCAAGCUAAAGAGACUCAGCUUCCUCAGCCUUUCUUCAUAAGGGAGAUGUUCUACUCCCUUAAUCAUCUUCGUGGCUCUGUGCUGGACUCUUAUCAAGCAGUCCCCUGUCCUUCUUGAACUGAGGGGCCCACACCUGAUGUCUCACCAGGAGAGAGGACUGGAGGUGGGCUGCCUGCAGUACAAGCCAUAUAGGGCCCUGGGGUGCAGACCAGCACCCUAGGGACUAGGGCAGGACUGAUUGCCCAAGUCUGAGCUUAAAUGGGUCUUCAGGACUGGGUGGAGGACAUGGGUGGGGGGUCCCAGGUGCAGCUGCUUAGGGCAGAUGGGCUCUGCGGGUGUGCUCAGGACCCUGCCUGGCACAAAGCCACUUGGUGUGCAGGAAUGCUUCUCUGGCAAUUUGGUCUAUGCUUCUAAUUUUCCUGGGGAGGAAGAGGCCCCCAGGAUUCAUUUGCAGGUUUCUUUUCCAAGAGCUGCACGUGAGCAGUUGCCACUAGAGGCCACUGUGCUCCCUGGGGACACAGCACCCCAAAUCCUUGGGAGCUUCCCAGAACAACCUCAUAAAAAACACAGAUUAGCUGCUGAGGGCAAUGCUUGCUGAGUGGCAACGGAAUUGUGGACGGAGGAGGCGAAGAUGAUGGUGGUUUAGGUUUUUUUUAAUCUCAGUGUGACCAGAAGGUAUUUUUUUAAAGGCUUCACAAGUGUUGCUCUCACCAGUGUUGUUUUGCCCCCAGUAAAUGAAAAAAUAAACAUCUCUGUGU